Mercenaria mercenaria is the source of this 1128-nucleotide messenger RNA. RefSeq lists its product as uncharacterized. Bases 1 to 1128 code for a protein of 375 amino acids. Gene Ontology annotation, molecular function: S-adenosylmethionine-dependent methyltransferase activity. NCBI's taxonomy places the organism in Eukaryota, Metazoa, Mollusca, Bivalvia, Venerida, Veneridae. The transcript has 6 exons. The record is from RefSeq and is a predicted model, not a curated record.
AUGCAAAAUGCAGAAAUGAUAGUCAUGGAGGAUUUACGUGCAUGUGUCAAACUGGAUAUAGUGGAACGACUUGCGAAGAUGAUUUUGACGAAUGCAGCCUCGGAAAUCCCUGUAUGCACCGCGGACGUUGCCACAACAGCGUUGGAAGCUACAGUUCAAUGUGCCGGCCAACUGAAGUUUGCAAAAAACGGGGAAGAGGACUUCGCUGUCUUUGUGCUCCAGGAUGGAAUGGCAAAAAUUACGAGCAUAGUCUUACAAACUAUGAGCACAUACGAAGAUUACAACAAAGCAUCUCGUCGCUAUGACGACCAGAGAGCAGCUGUUGGAUCGGACGUUAUGGCUGCAAUGUUGCAGUUCUAUAUUGGGAAAAAAUUACAGGAUUUGCAAAUAUUAGAUGCUGGCUGUGGAACCGGAAAUUAUGCAAAAUCACUCAUUGAACAUGGAGCUCGUCAGAUCUCACUUCUUGAUUCCUCUCCGGGAAUGUUAGAAAAAGCUAAAGACAAACUGAGUGACUACAUAGCAAACGGAACUGUUAAAGACUUUAUUGAGGCAAAGAUGCCACCACUUCCGUUUUCAGAUGAAACAUUUGAUGUUGUUAUGUUCAAUGUGGUUUUAAACCAUCUGGACAGAGGGAAUCCUGAAUUUCCCAAUUGUGUGAAUACACUCAAAGAAACCGUAAGGAUCCUACGACCAGAUGGCUUCAUCAUUGUAUCAACAAUGCUUCCGUCUGUGGCACAUAAUGUCAUGUGGUUUACGCAGCUGAAUAUGAAAUUAACCAAACGAUUCACCGACGAAUGUAUUCCUUCUGUUGAGCAGAUUGAAAAAAUGUUUGAAGAUGCUGGUAUCCAGUGUAUUCAGAAAUUGAGUAUACUGGGUUCGGAUAUGUACAAAUCCUAUUACAACUUGGAUGGUCCCUUAGACGAGUCAUGGCGUGCAACCAGUUCAUAUUGGUCGUUUGCGACAAGUGAAGAGGUGGCUGAAGCUGUUGAAAGAGUAAAAUCAUUAAAAGCAAGUGGAGAAUAUGAGCAAUGGGUCAAGGAACAUGACCUUGCAAGUAGUUCUGGUUUUCUCACCAUAUUCUUUUGUAAACCUCGUACGACGGAUAAAACUAUUCCUCUACCAGAAUAG